UGAAACGAAGCAACGAUGUGUGUAAAUAACAAGUUCAUGAUGUAGUACUAGACUUUUAGUGUCUAUAUUUAAUAUUUAGAGGAAUAUCUAAAGUCAAGUAAUGUUAAAUUAAGGUGUACUAAACUGUUCAAUAUAGUGCAAGAAUAUAAGAAUUAAUAAAGGAGAGAUAUUUAAGAAAGAAAUUAAAAUGGCGAUGUAGGAAUAUGGCACCAUCUCCCAUAACCUCCUUCGUGUUAUUGGAGUAGGUAGUGAAUUAAGUUGUGUGUCAGAUGUAUCCAUCCUUUUUGAUUCCGUAAAAAGUUUCGUGGCUUGUACUGUUUAUUGUGUGUAUCUAGUGUUUCAGUGAGUUGUCUAUUAUGCGUUUUCGUCGCCGUAUAAGCGAUUUAUACCCCAAAAAUGAAAAGUGUUCUUUCAUGAACAAAACGGCGGGGUGUUGGCAGCGAUUGUCUAAGCUCGAUUGGAGCCGUUUUUCUUAACAUGGCUGCAACGCAGGCCGAAAAGCAACCAAAUGACGUGAGUAACGAAAAAGUGCAGUCGGAUCAGCAUCUGAAUCUGCGGAAUUCGUUGUUACAAAAUGGAACCGAAAAGAGUAGUGUUCGCGGAAGUGGCAGUGUAGUGGUUACAAAAGCAAAAGCAAGCACCAUGAGUCAAUAUCGACAGGAUGGAGGCGAGCAAGCUCUCGGCGAAUCUGAAAUGGGGCCCACCGGUGAAACUGGCUUGUACCAAGUUGUCCCGGCUUCUGGAACCGAAAGCCCUGUGGUCGGUGAUGGAAAUUGUUAUAGUUUUCCGUUCGGCAAUAGGGACGUUCAUAGUAGCGGUGAUGGAAGUAUACACGGGUUCGGUCCGUGCCACUCUUUCAGUGGUCCUAAACAGUUACCUGGUGGCUUUCCUCAGCGGUUUAUGACAGGGCAAAGUAUAUCCCAACCGCCGACGGGACCGACACCUACUCUCAACAAACUCCUUCAAAGCACCUCGAACCCCAUGCAACGAUUCAAUAGCUACGGACAUCCAGAACAACCAUACGGCCAAGGAUGGCCACCUCAAAAACAUAAUUCUUCAGCAACCCCCAGUUCGGUGCCUACCGGCUCUUAUCGUAAUCAGUCCACGUUAUCACCUGCCUAUAGUGGUACACCGUCUUCAAGUCCGGGCUAUGGUGAGAGUAGGACGGGGUGGCCAGGAUUGCCGGUAAGUGCUCAUCACAGUUCCGGUAGCCCUGGACCACCUUCGGCAACCGCCCCUUCUAGCCAAUCAUCUCCGCAGUCCAACCAGCAGCCCAGUCAUUCUCCUGGACCUGGUUUACCUCCAAGUCCACAACAUCAAAAUCAGUCCUCGCAUCAGCAUCAAAAUUUCUCUAACCGACCAGCUCAGCCCACAACCCCCAACGCACACGCUCCUGAUGCAGCUGAUUUGAGUGGAGGAAAUAGUAAUGAUAGUUCAGGAGGUCCUGCUCCAGGAACGCCGAAUUCGCAGGGUAUGAGGCCGACACCGUCCCCAACGGGAUCAACAGGUUCGCGGUCAAUGUCUCCAGCAGUGGGUCAACAAAACAUUCCUAUACCUCCACGGCCAUCUAGCAGUCAAUCAGAUGGCGGUGGUCCAACACGUAUGAGCCAUUCCCCGAUGGCAACCCAGAGCAGUUACCCACCGUCGCAUUUGCAAGGGUACAAGGGUCAUACAGGCAUGGUUCCUCCCUCAGGCCAACAAAUGCCGAUAUAUCAGUCAGGACAGCAGUACACGCAAAGCGGUUUCCCUCCAAGACCGCAAAGUAAUACACAGUAUUCGCCUCAAGGAUACGGCCCCCCAGUGUCACAAGCGCCACCGAAUAGUAACAUGCCGCCACAACAGUAUCCUAACCGUUCUGUAUCGAACCACAUGAAUAAUUCUCAGUUUUCUCCAUACCAGCAAUGGCUGAAUCCAGCAGUUAGUACGGGGAAUCAUCUGUCAGGUGUAAAAGCGACCCCAGCACCUCAAGCACCCAAUUCCCCAUCUCCCAGUACAGCAAGACCACCGCACUACCUCAAACAGCACCUUCAACAUAAAAUGGGUUUUGGGAGUAAUUCAUCGCCCACCCCACUAAGCGCAAGUCCUCCGCAAAAUUUCCAGAUGGGUCCUCCUCCAACAAGUCAUCACCAUACUGGAAUGGGGCCGCCGCCCAGUAUGGGUCCUCCGAAUGUACCGCCAGCGACUAGCCCGCUUCUCACUAACAGUCAUCUCCAUGACGGACCUAUGCCCCCACCUAGUUCGACCCCUAACUCGCAUCAUCAAGUUAAUUCUGAUAUUAUGGAUAACGGAAUUACGACAACAAGUGCAAGUUCGAUGUCCACUAAUGUUACCUCGGUUUCGGGUAAUACAGUGACAUCGGUCGUAACGACCGGACCCGACGGUACGACCAUUGACGAAGGGUCGCAACAGUCCACAUUAUCCAACGCCUCCGCAGCCUCUGGAGAGGACCCACAAUGUGUUACGCCGAAAUCUCGUAAAAAUGAUGUAGGACAUUACAGUCAUUCGACAACUCCUCAGAGCACUGUGCCUUCACCCGGUGCUGCAAGCGUGAAUUCUUUGCACGACGAAUAUGGAGAACUAAGCAGCCCUAGUUGGCCCAGAACUCCGGCCAGUCCCGUUUUUAACAGUCAUGUGCCUCCCCCGGACACGUAUCGUUCAAAGAAGACAGACAGCCUAAGCAAGCUUUAUGAAAUGGACGAUAGUCCUGAACGUCGUGUGUGGCUGGACAAGUUACUUGCUUUCAUGGAAGAACGCCGUACUCCUAUAACAACGUGCCCUACAAUUUCCAAAAAUCCACUCGAUUUGUUUCGUUUAUACGUUUAUGUUAAAGAAAGGGGUGGCUUUAUGGAGGUGACGAAAAAUAAAACAUGGAAAGAUAUUGCGGGAAUGUUGGGUAUUGGUGCUUCUUCCAGUGCGGCGUAUACGCUUAGAAAACAUUAUACGAAAAAUCUUUUGGCGUACGAGUGUCAGUUUGAUCGAGGAGGCAUCGAUCCGCAACCGAUUAUAAAUCAAGUGGAGGCUAGUUCUAAAAAGAAGGGUGCCAAAUCCGCAUCAGUACCAUCGCCAGGUUCUUCAAAUUCUCAGGAUUCGUUCCCACCGCCGGGGUCAGGAGGGGCGUCAAUGGAUGGUUUUAAUUAUGGUUAUCCUUCGGGAGGCAAUCCGGAUUAUAACGCGCAGUCACAAAGGACACAAAGCAACGCCCCUUCUGGGCAUGUUGGUUCUGGAGGUGCUAACCAUCUAGGCAGUGCACCCUCUGGAAAUCCAAGCCCUGCAGGCGGGGCAUCUGAUAAUGUUAGUGUUUCGAAUCCAUUUGACGAUGUAUCCCCCAGUCCGCCACCUCGAGGGGGUUCAUUCCCAGGAGGUUCUCAUCCACCUUAUCCUGCAGGCACUCCAACGAGACCACAAGGGCAGGGCUAUGGUGGUCAGGGAAGCUACAAUCAGUAUCCUGGCUCAAACGCAGGAGGACCAGCAGAUCAGUAUUCACCAUAUCCUUCUAGUUCGUCGUAUCCUCCUGCAGCUCGAACGGUCUAUCCCACUUAUUCGAGCGAUUCGUCGGCAUCCCCAACGAGUCCGAAUAAUAGCCAAGGCGCACCGUCAGCCGGACAGGACCCGUAUAACCGUUAUUCUUUAGGUGGUUCAGCUGGAGGAUACUCACCUAGACCAACAUAUGGAGGAAGUCCCGCCGUUGGAGGCCCACCAGCAUCUCAACCUCCUUCUGGACAAUAUCCUUCACAACAAGACUAUUACAGACCCGAACAGGGUGUGGGUGGUACAUCCGGAAAUUAUUCUGGAGGUCCUCCAAAUAAGAACAUGCCUCCUCCCGCCCCUCACCCAAGGAGGCAUCCAGAUUUUGCCAAAGAUCAACAAAGCUACUCUCAGUAUGGCCAACAAAGACCUCAAAUAUACGGGGGUUGGUCCAACAGUAACCAAUAUAGAGGACCGUAUGUCGGUUCUUCGACCCCUACAGCAGGUUCGCAACAAUGGAAUCAGAGCGGAAGACCAAGCGGACAAUGGGAUCGUUAUCCAGCAGCAACGCAAAAUUACCAGCCUAAUCAACAGGGACAGCAACAGUGGUCACCAAUAUCUUCUCCAGGAGUCGGCCAAAAUUCUCCACUUCGUGCUCCGCUUAGUGUACGCCCUGGAAAACCAUUUAAUGUAAUGCCACCACAGUCGGGUAAAGUUCAAUCUUCGGCACCACCAACCGGAACUUUUGGACAAAGUCAAAUUCCGAAACGUGAAAUAACAUUUCCUUCUGAUAGCAUCGAAGCGACGCUUCCCGUUUUAUAUCGUCGUAAACGUGUGUGCAGAGGAGAUGUUGGUCCCGUAGAUGCGUGGAGACUUAUCAUGUGUUUGCGGUCGGGGUUGUUGAUGGAAAGCUGUUAUGCUUUAGAUGUAUUAAAUAUAUUAUUAUUUGAUGACUCAUCAGUGGCAUAUUUUGGACUUAAUCAAUGGGCAGGACUUCUUGAUCUUCUUUUAGACCAUUUUAAGAAAAGCCUGACUGAUAUGUUCGACAAGCCAUUUAAUGCUAAUGAAAAAGCCGACGAUAGCGAGGUGGAUCUUGGUUCUGUUAAAAUGCCAAUAGAAACGGACGCAAAAGUAAUACUACUCAAACAAACGAUUAAUUACUCGCAUAUGUCACGUAAGGGACAUCCUGUCAAAUUGGUCGACAGUUGUGAUGAUAUUUUUGUACAGGAUCAUCAGAAAGACUGGGAUAAAAACGGCGAAGUAAGCUACAAGAGCAUUUUUGAAGAAAUCAUAACGGAUCCUUGGCAUGUGACGGGUGAUCAUAUAUUGCCAACAUUUUGCGCAGAAUUUUGUCAUGUUCCUUUUCAUAGAACGCUGACAAGUAAAAGGAAAAGUGAUCUGGCUCAAACAGACGAAGAGACUGCCGCACGAAAAGGCUUAUCCUCGUCGCCGAAAUCGCCUAGCGAAACGACGCCUCCUUACUCGAAACUCAGUGAAAAGAAACGAAGGACAAAAAGUUUAAGUGAUGUGAUAUCUCGAAUUAAAAAGGACACAUCUGAGAAUGCCGCCGAUGUGCUCGUCUUGGAGAAUAAUAAAGGGAAUUUUAUAAAGACUGAAGUAGUGAGUGAAAACGCGAACUGUGACGAGCAAACGUCAUCCAGUAGUAGCUCGAACAAUGUUGCCGAGAAUAACGAGGCUCUUAAUGACUAUGAAAAUGACAAUGACGGUAACAACAAACGUACGGAUACUUAUUUGAAAAUACACGACGCAGCGGGUACAUUAAAAAGACGACGUAUUUCCGAUUACGAGGAUGAAGCGUAUACGCGAGACGAGGCAAGCCUGGUUCUCAUUACCGAAAGUCAAGACAAUUUAGGAAAGCGAUGUGUGUGCAUUUCUAAUUGUUUGCGCAGCUUGACCUUUAUCCCCGGCAAUGAAAGUGAAUUUGCCAAAAGUUGUGUCUUCUUAUCUCUUGUUGGAAAGUUGCUUCUGUUGCACCAUGAGCAUCCCCUUCGCGCUCAUAAAACACGAAACUACGAUCGAGAGGAGGAUGCCGAUUUUGCCGACUCGUGCAGCAGUUUGCAAGGAGAGAACGAGUGGUGGUGGGAAUUUUUAUUACAAAUUCGAGAAAAUGUUCUUGUGUCGAUAGCGAAUGUAGCCGGACAUGUAGAUCUCAGCCAAUAUUCAGAACAAGUUGCACGACCUCUACUAGAUGGUUUAUUGCAUUGGGCAAUUUGUCCUUCUGCGCACGGUCAAGACCCUUUCGCAUCCGUCGGUCCUUCGUCCCUUCUGUCGCCGCAGCGGCUGGCACUGGAAGCGCUAUGUAAACUGUGUGUAACGAAUAAUAACGUGGAUCUGGUUAUUGCUACGCCACCGCUUCCCAGGUUGGAAAGGUUAUGUGCAGUUUUAACGAAACAUCUUUGCCGUUCUGAGGACCAAGUUCUGAGAGAAUUCUCGAUAAACUUACUUCAUUAUCUUGCGGCGGCAGAUAGCAGAAUGGCGCGUUUGAUUGCUCUUCAGUCGCCAUGUAUUUCAUUAUUGGUGGCUUUCAUAGAGCAAGCCGAACAGAGUGCAUUAGGUGUUGCUAACCAGCACGGAAUCGGUGCUUUGCGGGAUAAUCCAGACUCGAUGGGAACUAGUUUAGACAUGCUUCGUCGUGCAGCUGCCACUCUUGUGUUUCUUGCACGACACCAAGAUAAUCGGCCGUUGUUAGUGCAGCAAGAACCACGACUCCUCGCGCUCGUAAUGAGUCAGAUUCUUGACCAACAAGUGGCCCUCUUACUUUCUAAAGUCCUCUACCAAAUCUCACGCAACAGCUAAUCAUCCCCUGUAAAUACGCGUGGCCUUUUCCAAUAAAUUAUUACUACUACUACUAUUACAACUGCUUGUACUACUGGUAUAGACUUGUGUAUAGAAAGAAUUAUAAUUUAAUUGCUCCUGUUAUUAUGGUAAAUGAUUCGAAUAAAUAACGGUAACAAAAAAAAAAUGACCGCUAGUAAAAGUUGAACUAAGAAAUGAUUAAAGUAGUAAACAAAAGAAGAUUUAGGGAAAGAAAUGGUAAUAAAACGAAUCGUUUCAAUUCUAAUCGCUGCUGCUGAUAGUAGCAUCGUCGUCACUACGUGCGGCCAUUAAUUAUUGCUACCAUACUGUCGCCGAUUCAACAACUUCGCUUGUGCGCGUAAGAACAAAGGACCACCCAUCGUUGUUUCGUUCUGGUUUAAAAUAAUGGACACGUGGUGCUCGUGUGCGUAUUAAAAUACCUUUAAAUAGACGAAGAACGAAAUAAAAACAAAUGUGGACAAACUCGUUCGGUUUUCGGACUGGUAGUGAGAUGUUUCAGAUCUCGGAUAAUAGUUAGUUAAUUAAUAAACCACAUAGUAUAUAGUUCAUUAUUAAUUGUACCAUUUUGUAUAUUAAAGAGCAUACGUCUUUCUGGAAAUGUUGAGAACAUGAUCCAUGUUACUUAUGUAAUUUAUUAUUAUUAUUAUUAUUAAUAUUAUAUAAUUAUUUUGAGUAAGUUAGAGAGAACGAUGACUACGACAACUGUAACUUUAUAUAUCUACCCUACCUACAAAAGCGACUACGACGAUUACGAUGUGAUGAUGAUUGUUGAAAUGAAAUAGUACUAUUCUUGCAGUUCUCGAAUUGCCUGGUAUUGGGUGGUUAAUUUUUAUUUCCUUAUUUCUCCUGCACGCCUUAAUUCUUCUCUUAUGUUUCAUGUUUGGUAAUGAUAAAUACUGCGCGAAUGCUUUAUAUAUACAUACAUAACAUACAACAUACAUACAUACAUACAUAUAUAUAAAUAUAUAUGUCUGAAACUGAUUUAAUAAAUGUACAAAGAAAGUACUGAGAGUGGUGUUUUUAUACAAAUUUUGUUUUAAAUGGUUUAAAGCUAAAAAUGUUGUACAUCCCGUUGAUUUUUUAGUAAUUAUUAAUACUUUAUUAAUGGAAACUCUAGAAGUAUGAACUGUUUAUCGACAGUUGUAGAUUACGACGUAACGUAUGCACUGACAGUCGUGCACUAGAUGAACUCCUCCUCGAGUGUAGUUUAAAAUAUGUGGUGAUAUUUUUCUGGCUGUAGGUUUAAACAACACAACAUGUAUGAUGAUUGCAUAUUAUAAAUUUAGUAAAAGCUAAAUAUAAAAUA
Molecule: messenger RNA, 7609 nt
Organism: Agrilus planipennis (emerald ash borer)
Lineage: Eukaryota; Metazoa; Arthropoda; Insecta; Coleoptera; Buprestidae
Gene: osa
Product: trithorax group protein osa
Exons: 14
Coding region: 478-6282 (1934 amino acids)
Biological process (GO): chromatin remodeling; positive regulation of DNA-templated transcription; regulation of transcription by RNA polymerase II
Cellular component (GO): nucleoplasm; nBAF complex; SWI/SNF complex
Molecular function (GO): nucleosome binding; DNA binding
Source: RefSeq, a predicted model, not a curated record